This is a messenger RNA of Amyelois transitella, 2779 nucleotides long. RefSeq names its product syntaxin-12 (gene Syx13). Gene Ontology annotation, cellular component: SNARE complex; membrane; endomembrane system. Gene Ontology annotation, biological process: intracellular protein transport; vesicle-mediated transport; vesicle fusion. The record is from RefSeq and is a predicted model, not a curated record. The transcript has 6 exons. Lineage: Eukaryota; Metazoa; Arthropoda; Insecta; Lepidoptera; Pyralidae. Bases 141 to 962 code for a protein of 273 amino acids. Gene Ontology annotation, molecular function: SNARE binding; SNAP receptor activity.
CAAAUUCCUUCUUGCUAUCAGCACUUGUAGUAUUUUUGUUGGCAAAUGUAAAUAAAUAUUAUACUUUCCUCAUCUACGACGUAAAUCAUAAACGUAAAAAACGUCCUAAGAAGUUUUUUAAUAUCGUUCUAAGUUUCAAGAUGUCAGAAAAAGAUCCAAUAAGCGGUUCAAGCCAGGAUUAUGGCUCCACAUCUGCUGUCGUACCCGCCGUUGGAUUUGUUGACUUCAGUCCUACGGAGUUGUACAACCUCACUGAGAGUAUAGCGGGGAAUGUCACCACCAUUAAUGCGGGGCUCCGGAGUUUGGAGAAGAUGAAUAAGCAAAUAGGAGGGCCGAAUGAUAGUGUGCAGCUGAGGGACAAAAUCCACGAGAGCCAACAAAGCGUCAACGCCUCUGUGUCAGCGACCGCCCGCGACAUCCAGCGGCUGGGCGUGGUGGCGCGGCGCGGGGACAAGCCGCAGAAGCUGCAGGUGGAGAGGCUCACGCAGGCCUUCAGAGACUCCUUGGCUAAUUACACUGCCGUGCAAAAGCAAAUAUCGGAGAAGAUGGCGGCGCACAUGCCGCGGCCGCCGCGCGUGCGCAGCGCCGCGCCACACGACCCGCCCGCCGACGAGGAGGCGGCGCUCGUGGACAAUCAGCAGGCGCAGGCCCGUUUGGUAGAGUUCGAGACGAGCAUGUUGAUAGAGAGAGAAGCAUAUAUGAACAAGAUUGAGGCAGAUGUGCUGGAUGUGGCACAGAUAAUGCAGGACCUUGCCGAGAUGGUCAGCGAACAGGGUCAGAUUGUCGACACCGUCGAGAGUCACAUCUCCUCUGCGGCGGCGGGUGUGGAGUCCGGCGCGGACGAGUUGGCCAAAGCGGCCGAGUAUCAGCGCAGAUACAGGCGGAAGAUGUUUAUACUGAUCAUUAUUGCCGUCAUUAUAGCUAUAAUUUUCGUCGUGUGGAUCGUUAGGACUUUCAGAUAGAUGAAAUGACAUACAUACAUACAUACAGGUCUAGUGCCGUGUGGUUCCCGGCACCAAUACAAAAAAGAAUAGGACAACUCCAUCUCUUACCCAUGGAUGUCGUAAAAGGUGACUAAGGGAAAGGCUUACAAACUUGGGAUUCCUUUUUAGGCGAUGGGUUUGCAACCUGUCACUAUUUGGAUCUCAAUUCUAUCAUUAAGCCAAAUAGCUGAACGUGGUCAUUCGGUCUUUUCAAGACUGUUGGCUCUGUCUACCCCGCAAGGGAUAUAGACGUGACCAUAUGUAUGUAUGUAUACGUAUGUAUGUAUACUGUACCGUCAUGCGUGUCUCCCAUUGGGGUAGGCAGAGACUAUGGAGUUCCACUUGCUAUUUUCCUUACAGAACUCUCCCGCUUCCUCUACACUCGUAACUCUUUUCAUGCAUAUUCGAUGACUAGCUGUGCCAGCGACUUCGUCCGCGUGGAAUAGUUAUUUUAGGCAUCAUUGAAGCCCUCACGGAUUAAUAAUUUUCCCCGUUUUUUUUUUCACAUUUUUCAUUAUUUCUUCGCUCCGCGUGUGAUGUUAUAUAGCCUAAAGCCUUCCUCGAUAAAUGUUCUAUUCAAAACAAAAACGAUUUUUCAAUUCGAACCAGUAGUUCCUGAGAUUAGCGCGUUCAAACAAACAAAACCUGCCGUGUGGUUCCCGGCACCAAUAGAUAAAGAAUAGGACUACUCCAUCUCGCCCCCAUGGAUGUCGUAAAAGGCGACUGGUAGGCUUAUAAACUUGGGAUUCUUCUUUUAGGCGAUGGGCUAGCAACCUGUCACUAUUUGAAUCUCAAUUCUAUUUUAAAGCCAAAAAGCUGAACAUAGCCUAUCAGUCUUUUCGACACUGUUGGCUCUGUCUACCCCGCAAGGGAUAUAGACGUGAUUAUAUGUAUGUAAAACAAACAAACUCUUCAGCUUUAUAAUAUUAGUAUAGAUUACAAGUGCCCCUAACAUCUCCCCUUUGCAAGACAUUCGAAAUUUGGUCCUUGAAAGUUCGACGAAGCCGGACAAAAUUCAAAUUCAAAAUUUAAAAAUUCAAAAAGCUGUCCCUGCCCCUUUACAGUCAGCUCAGCCUUAUAAAUUCCUUUCGUGAGCCUGUGGAGCCCGGGGUGUGCCUUUGACCAUGGAUCCUGGAUUGGGCGAGUCAGGUUUUUACACGAAGCGACUCCCAUCUGACCUCCGCAACUUUUGCAGGGAAACCUGACUUAUAUUGAAUCAUGGUUAUACAUCCAGGUGCCUGAAUGUAUGAAGAUUUACUCAAAAUUUUUUUCCCUCGCACAUCGGUUGUUAUAUUGAUGUAUGUAGAUAUGUUACUUAGAAAAGAGUUGAAUGAUACUCUUAACUAAAAACAGAAAAAAAUAUUUAAACAAUGAAUUAAAAUGGUCUUAAAUCUGUGAUUAUGUUUUGGAAUUGAAGUACCUAACUUAACUGUACUCUUUUUAAUGAAAUGUAUUUUGUGUUAUUUUAUCGUAUUAAAAUAACAUCAUAAUACUUAUAGGAUCGUAAAAUGCAAUAUUUUUUCUCUUUUGAUUUAUAUAAAUUAAAAACUUUAAAAAAAAAGGUCUUAAAUGCACUAUAAAAAAGUCUUUUGAGACUGUUGAGAAAUUUUUAGAUUUAAAACUAAUAAUAUAAACCCAAUAAAUUAUACUACUUAAUUUUAUUGUAUACUUUGUGUUAUGUUAAUUGUAUUAUAGGAAAAGUAUUACAUAAUAAUAUGUAAUUGAUUUUGAUUUAUUUAAUCGCUGUGUAAGGCCUUAUAAUGUAGACGAUUAUAUAAUAAUGUUAUUUGUGUUAA